AUGAGUGCUAUUUCCGCCCUGUUCAUUGUUUUCUGUGCGGUUCUCAUUCAUAUCGAAGCUGCGAUCCCGGAUAAUUGCAAACUUCCCGCGGAUCCCGGACCAUGCCGCGCGUUAUUACCGCGUUUCCGAUACGAUCCAGACCAGCAAAGGUGCGUGAAAUUCAUUUACGGCGGAUGUCGUGGGAACCGCAACAAUUUCAACUCAUUGUCGGAUUGCCAAAACGAAUGCGAAGGAAAGUAG
Dicrocoelium dendriticum is the source of this 240-nucleotide messenger RNA. Lineage: Eukaryota; Metazoa; Platyhelminthes; Trematoda; Plagiorchiida; Dicrocoeliidae. The record is from the annotation of a GenBank genome assembly.